CGAGCUAAAUAAAAAAAAAAAUGUAAAUGACAGAGCAAAUAAGAGGAAAGAUGAAAGAACGAUGAUAGCAAACCCUAAUCCAUAUCUUAAUGGUUGAAAUGAAGUGAGAUAGAUUGCUCCGUGCUCAAUUUUAGCAUCGUCGCUCUACUCCGUCGGCAAUCCCACGGUUGUCACUUGUCAGUGUCAGCUUCGGUCUCCGGCGAAAAGAUCACUGCCUUCUGUUCCUCCCUCACAUCCUCUCUCCCUCCUUUCGCACAGGUACUUCCUCGAUUCCAAAUGUGCAGGAAUUUCACUUAGUGCUUGAACUUUGAUUUUCGUCUGAGUUCACCGAUGUGCAUUCAUACGGAGUGAAUUGCUAGUUUGGAGCAAAGGUUAUUGCGUUAGCUCAUCUGUCAAUCUCCGGUCCAUCUCAGUAGAAUGAGUUUGUUAGUACAGUGUUCAUACUUCUUACUUUGACUUUCCAGCUUGGGACGCAAUGGCGGUUACAUCUUAGCUUGUUCUGAAGAUCAAGUUUGUAGCGAUAGUUUUAGUUUCGGAUUAUAAUAUAGUGGCAAGGUUUCAUUCCUUUGCUGAAGACCUCAUAUCGGUUGAACUAGAAUGCUCAUCUCGUACAUUGUGCUGAUUUGUGUAAUGAUGUGUUACACGCUGAAAUUAAAUAAUAAAUCCCACCUCUGGAUCCAAUGGGACUCCGGCGGUUUGUUCUUAAUGUGUUCCCGUGGAAGUUGGAACACAUUGUUCACAGGCAGCUAAGCCGCUAGACAAAUGUGUUGAUAUUGUGAGGGUGCAAUGACAUCACUUGUUCGCCUGAACUAGAUUCACCAUGUUCUCAUUUAGAAUGUUUUUAAGCAAAUGGUUGGUUGGUUUGUGCUGUCAUUAUCAUAGUGAUGAUAAAACUUGUUCAACUAACUAGUCAGAUGGGCUUUCAUUUUGCUGAGCUUCAAUAUUACCACAUUUUACUUUCCUUUUCCAUGACUUGGAUGACCAGAUACUAAUGAUCUAAAGUGGAAAGAGACUAGAAUCUUCGAGUUUUCCAUAACUUCCUUUCCUUGUUGCUUGCUUGUACUUGUAUGCCUGAGUGUGUUUCAACUGAAAUCUAGAUACAUGUUUGCUUCCCUCUUUCCAUGUAAGUUUUACUUAAGAUAUUAUGACUGUGCAUGCAAAUGAACUAAGCGAGACAUUUUGUUUUUGGUCUUUUAUGUAUGCCUUUUUACAUUAUAGUGUGUAGAUAACCACAUGAAAACAGAAUUAAGAUCUGAAGAAAGGAGAAAACUCCCCUUCUUUUGGCGCUGAACUUUGGGAUUUGAUGUACUGUGGUUAUCUACACUCUGCCGAAACCCCAAAUGAAAGAAGCAUAUGUGGUCCACCUGGAAAGGUCCCCACUCAGCUUAUCUAUUGCAGAAGGACUUCCUUUAUUUGCAUGGAAUUGUCAAUCUGAUAGGUUUACGUUUCCUGGACUUCUUACUCUCUUAGACUAAUGUGCUAUGAUUGUGAUUUACUUUGUUUUGAUGCUGAAACUGAAGGUGCUGCUUCUUUUAGUAUUGUCGUUCUGAUUGGUAUUGAUGAUACUGGAUCGAAGCAUUUUAGUAGGUUUAGAUCAAAUUUUACAAGAAUCUAGUGGUGGCAAUUUUUUUCCAAUACCAUGAUUGACUGAGGAGGAGCCUUUAUUUCCCCUUUGGUUGGCUUGGGAAUUGAUGACUGCUACCACUUGCAAGCUUAGCAAAUGAGGAAGUUCUCUUUCAACAGUGUGAUUGACUGGGAUGUCAUUUCUUUUACUUAGGAAAAUGGAUCACUGCGACUUGCAAGCUCAGAGAAGGGAGAUGAAGCACAAGGGGAGAAACGUUGUCUGGUCCAUUGGAAUGGACAAGUGCCUGAUCGAAUCCCUAGCUAUUCAGGCUAGGAAAGGGAACAAGAUAGACAAAUGCUUCAACGAGAAUGCAUAUAGUUCCGCUUGCAUAGCUGUCAAUUCUCAGUUUAACUUGAACUUGAACAAUCAGAAAGUUGUGAAUCGGCUUAAGACCAUCAAGAAAAGGUACAAGGUCAUAAGGGAUGCACUUAAUCAAGAUGGGUUCAGGUGGAAUCCUGGUACGAAGAUGAUUGACUGUGAAAGUGAGGAGCUUUGGAAGAGAUACAUUGCUGCACACCCAGAUGCAAGAGGAAUUAAAGGGAAGCAGAUUGAUAUGUACGAAGAACUACAAGUCGUUUGUGGGAACUACCAAGUGCCUAGUAGUUGGGCUAAGACGAGAGACGGACAUUAUCCUACAAGAAAUUUUGAAGAAGACUCUGCUUCAUUCGUGUCGCCAAGUACAGAAGAUGCAAGUGAUACUGAUGGAACCAACUCAUAUACAGUACCAGAAGAAGAAGAAGAAGAGUUUAUGCAAGAUGGACGUCAUCAAGAACCUUUUCUUCCACCACGACCGCCACUUAUUCAACCUGUAAAGCAGCAGCUUCCCAAAAGACCAAGCAGCAGAGAGGCACUUCAGGAGGCAAUGCUGGCAAUCUCAUCGAGCAUCCGUCGUUUGGCCGAUGCAGUUGAGCAAAGUAAAACGCCUCUAGAUUCGUCGGAACUUUUGAAGGCGGUGAUGGAGAUAGAUGGAUUGGAAGAGGGUAAGCAAAUGUAUGCCUUCGAGUGCUUGAAUGCUGACCCUAUUAAAGCCAGAGCGUUCAUGACUUACAAUGUCCGAAUGAGGAAGGUCUAUUUGUUCCGUCAGUUUUGGUGGUGGAGAUGAUACGAGGUCCCAAACAUUUUGAUUAGGGGAUCUGGUUUCCCUUCUCUUUUCCUAUUGUUUCUCCCCCACUAAUUGUUCUACAGUUUAACCUAGCUGGGGGAAAGGAUUGAUAAUGGUGGGGCGGUUGUAGCUUACGAAAAGCCGAAAAUGGUGCUUGAUGUUGGAGAGGCGACUCGUGUACAGAUAACACUACUUGUUCGUGAUGAAUAGUGAAUUACAAAUUUACAGCACACAACAAACUGUAGACCUUCAAAGACCUCCUGAAUAGCAAUGAAGCCACAGUAGUCACUCUAGGAUCGGCACCAUCGGUAGCUUGGGUAUAGAUUAGAUGCUACAAGAGUCCCUUAAGCUCCACGAAACCCAGCAAAUAUACCUGUACGAAAUGAAACAAGCAAACUAUUAUAAAACAGAUAUCCAGUGUCGCAUUCCAAUAAUGUUUAUAUUACCUA
Linum trigynum is the source of this 3175-nucleotide messenger RNA. Lineage: Eukaryota; Viridiplantae; Streptophyta; Magnoliopsida; Malpighiales; Linaceae. The record is from the annotation of a GenBank genome assembly.